Exophiala aquamarina CBS 119918 is the source of this 1683-nucleotide messenger RNA. RefSeq lists its product as uncharacterized. The coding region runs from base 1 to 1683 and encodes 560 amino acids. Gene Ontology annotation, cellular component: membrane. The record is from RefSeq and is a predicted model, not a curated record. NCBI's taxonomy places the organism in Eukaryota, Fungi, Ascomycota, Eurotiomycetes, Chaetothyriales, Herpotrichiellaceae. Gene Ontology annotation, molecular function: carbohydrate:proton symporter activity. The transcript is spliced from 5 exons. Gene Ontology annotation, biological process: transmembrane transport; carbohydrate transport.
AUGUCGACAGACGAGAAGAUCGCAGGCGGCGCUGCAGAAACUGUCGAUCGAGUAGAUUCCAUUUCCAGAAGCAAAGAUGUCGUCGCCAUCAAGGAAGUCAAGGGCAGUGAAGCCUUCAAUGAGGCUUUGCUCCAAGAACCAGUCCCCUUGACCCAUCCUCGGACUCUGCUAUUGUUUCUUGUUCUCUUGGUCGGCUUUUUCUGCCAAACCAUGAACGGUUACGACAGUAUGCUCCUCGGUGGUCUGUUGAACAACAAAGAAUAUUUCUUGAAGCACUUCAACGGAGAAAACAAGGGUAUCUGGGCUGGUAUCAUCAGUUCUAUGUAUCAAAUUGGUGGUGUCUCUGCUCUGCCAUUUGUUGGACCCUGCGUCGAUAACUGGGGCCGUCGCGUCGGCAUGUUCAUUGGAAGCGUGCUCAUUAUCAUCGGCACCAUCGUUCAAGCUCUUACAUCAACCAAUGCAUCUGAGGGUCAAAUGAUGGGUGGUCGAUUUCUGCUCGGAUUUGGCGUGUCAAUCGCAGCUGCCGCUGGGCCCAUCUGGAUCGUCGAAACCUCGCACCCUAAAUAUCGUGGUAUCAUCACUGGUCUUUGCAACACUACUUGGCUUGCUGGUGCAAUCUUGGCUUCCGGUGCCACCCGUGGCGGGCUCAACAUCCAGGGCAACGCAUCUUGGCUGAUUCCCCUCUGGUUACAAAUUGUUUUCCCUGGCCUCAUCGUCCUCUUCUGUUUCUUCAUUCCCGAAUCACCCAGAUGGCUCUACACUCGUAACAAGCGUGAGCAAGCCCACCAGACUCUCACCAAGUGGCAUGGAUAUGGCAACCCGGACUCUGCCUGGGUCCAACUUCAACUUCGCGAAUACGAGGAAUUCCUUGAGCUUGAUGGAUCUGACAAGCGCUGGUGGGACUACCGUUCAUUAUUUAACAAGAGGUCCAGUGUCAUUCGAGUUGCUGUCGCUUGUUGGUUCUCAGCUUUCUCCCAAUGGUGCGGUAAUGGACCUCUGUCUUACUUCCUGGCUGCUGUGCUCGACACUGCUGGUGUGAAUGAUUCCAUUGGCAAGGCCAACGUAGGGCUCGGCUACACCGUGUUCCAAUUCGCGUUCGCUGUGUUUGGUGCUCAUUUCGUCGAGAAGAUUGGUCGCCGUAAGAUGAUGCUUUGUGGCUUCUUCGGCACAUCUAUCGUCUGGGUUUGCAUGACAGCUGCAGCGGGAACUCUUGCCAACUCUCUAGAGUCUGGCAGUGUCCAGGCUGGUGACGCAGUCUACAGCAACCACGCUGCAAGCAAUGCAGUCUUGGCAUUCAUCUUCAUCUUUGGCGGUGUCUAUUCAUUCAACAUCACUCCUCUACAGAGUCUCUAUCCCGUCGAGGUCAUCUCUUUCGAGAUCCGAGCCAAAGGAAUGGCAUUCCAGUCAGCCUUCGUCAACGCUGCUGGCCUCCUCAAUCAGUUUGCUUGGCCUGUUGCCAUCAAGCAGAUCGAGUGGAAGACUUACAUCAUCUUCGUUGUAUGGACCUUCGUCCAGGGUGUCCUCGCAUACUUCUUCUUCCCCGAGACCAGAAAACGAACUCUCGAGGAACUCGAUCUUAUCUUCGAAGCCAAGAACCCCGUCAAGUUCUCCGUCCAGACUCACCAGCUUGGUAUCACUGAGGAUUCCAGAGUGGUCGCUGUCGACAACGAGAUCAAGGUCUAG